Molecule: messenger RNA, 704 nt
Organism: Acaromyces ingoldii
Lineage: Eukaryota; Fungi; Basidiomycota; Exobasidiomycetes; Exobasidiales; Cryptobasidiaceae
Exons: 1
Coding region: 116-598 (160 amino acids)
Molecular function (GO): hydrolase activity
Source: RefSeq, a predicted model, not a curated record
CAAGAAGGCAAACCCGGACAAGGACCCGGACGUGCCGGCCCUGCUCAAGAAGGUUUGUGGACCCCUGCCCUAAUGACACUGCUGCAAGCCAAAAGAAGAGCUAACAACGGUAAAAAUGCUUCAGUAUUUCCCUCGAGAGCCCACUUAUCCCAUCGUUGCCAAGUCCGUCGCUGACAUUCGGGCCGCCAACACGAGUCAUAAAAAGCUCGGCGCCAUCGGCUUCUGCUGGGGCGCCCCAUCUGUCCUCUACCUCGGCUCGGAAAAUGCGCCCAAGGAGUCGCAGGUCGACGCCGUCGCCUUUGCCCACCCCUCUGUGAUCGAGGCAUCAGACUUUGAGCAGGUCAAGGUGCCUGGCCUGUACAUGUGCUGCGAGGUCGACAAACAGUUCCCAAAGGAGAAGCAGGAGGCCGCCAAGCUCGUCGCGGAAAAGAGUGCAGAGGAGCACGACGUCUUCUCCAAGUUUGUCUACUUCCCUAGGGUCACGCACGGCUGGUCCAUCAAGGGCGACAGCGAGAAUGCUUACACGGCCAAAGCCAUGAGACACGCGGCCGCAGAAGCCAUCUCCUUCUUCGGCCUCGAGCUCUCUACGAGUUCUUGACUAGCUUCUGUACCAGAUGCCCGCAUCUGACCUCCUUUGUCAUUUUGCAUUUGAUUUGCUUUCACUGAAUAUCAUGGUCUCGGCCACUUGAGAUUGAGGAGAAAGG